Lingula anatina is the source of this 3142-nucleotide messenger RNA. RefSeq names its product lysosomal cobalamin transporter ABCD4. Lineage: Eukaryota; Metazoa; Brachiopoda; Lingulata; Lingulida; Lingulidae. Gene Ontology annotation, molecular function: ABC-type transporter activity; ATP binding; ATP hydrolysis activity. Gene Ontology annotation, cellular component: peroxisomal membrane. The record is from RefSeq and is a predicted model, not a curated record. Gene Ontology annotation, biological process: very long-chain fatty acid catabolic process; peroxisome organization; fatty acid beta-oxidation.
CCUGUACACAUGUAGGUUUCUCGUACUCUACUGCUCAAAUGGUUUGAUAGAAGAUCGCAUCUGCGGAGAGAAGGUGCGCAUCAUUUAAGCUGCUGUUGGCUAAAUCAGAAUGAAGCCAUUAUCAAUGGGCUUGCAUGAGCAGAGCCUCAAGUUCAACACAUUGUUUGCCAAGCGGUUCUUGAAGCUGUUGAGAAUAAUGUAUCCUAAAUGGACCAGUGUUACAGUAUUAUUGACCAUAACCCUGUUGCUGUUAGGUUUGUUAGGUCAAGUGGUAAUCUAUUUUGUGGGACUAGUUCCAAGCAGAUUCUACAAGGUGUUUGGAGACAAGGACAUCUACAAUUUCAGAGUGCUGAUUAUUUCUGCCCUUGGCCUAAUUGUUGCCAAUGCAUUUGUUAUCAGCACAAGCACCUAUGUAGCAUCAGUGCUCUAUGUGACCUGGAGGGGGCUAAUCACUCGUCAUAUACACUCCAAGUACUUCAAGGAUAUUUUAUACUAUAAGAUAAAUGUACUGCAAAACAGAGUGGACAAUCCUGACCAACGAAUCACACAGGAUGUUGACCGUAUGUGCGACCAGUUUAGCCAGGUGGUAGCUCCAGCCAUUAUUUCCCCAUUUACUAUUGGUUAUUACUUAUACCAGGCAUACACCAGUUCUGGAUAUUUGGGUCCAGUGUGUGUUGUGGGUUUCUUCAUUGUGGCAACAGUUAUCAACAUUUUGCUGAUGUCACCAGUAGUUAAGUUUGUUUUCUUCCAAGAAAGACAGGAAGGAGAUUUCAGAUACAAGCACAUGCAGCUGCGGGUCAAUGCAGAGGCUGCAGCAUUCUAUAGAUGUGGAACUCUGGAACUUCAUAAAACUGAACAGAAGCUCGACAGAUUAUUGAGAACACAGCAGCAACUCAUGAUGCGAGAAUAUGCUCUGCAGUGCUCUGUUAACACUUUUGACUAUUUAGGCAGUAUCUUGAGUUAUCUGGUAUUAGCCAUUCCCAUCUUUGAGUGGAACAUGUAUGACAACUUGUCUCCUGCAGAUCUCAGUGCACUUAUAAGCAAGAAUGCAUUUUUUAUUAUUUAUUUAAUCAACUGCUUCACAAAGCUGAUUGAUCUCUCUGUGAAGAUGACAGAUGUGGCUGGAACAUCACAACGUAUUGGGGAGUUACUGGAAAACCUAGAUUGUCUGGAUAAAGACGAGAGUGAGAAAAUAACACCAUUCCAUGAUAAUGAUACCCCAGGCAGAGGAACAGUAUCUAGUGCAACAGGUCUUUUGGGAAGUAUGCCUGAUGAAGAUAUAAACAAUGUUAAUGUUGAAAUACAAGAUGGCCGUGGCAGGUCAGACAGCACUGCAUUAGAGUCCAUAGUUUCCUCCAGCAUAGCGACCCCUAUACCAGAUGGCACGGUAGCCAUGAGGCUAAAUGCUUUAUCUUACCAUCUUCCACAAAGUGACAUGGUGCUAAUGAAAGACCUGUCCCUGGAGAUAGUAGCAGGAAAGAACCUACUUAUCACAGGGGACAGUGGCUGUGGGAAGAGUUCACUUCUUAGGGUGCUUAAUGGGUUGUGGCCUCUGAUGGAGGGAUCUGUUGAGACAUUGGUGCCAUUUGGAACUAGAGGCAUACUUUACUUGCCCCAGAAACCUUAUCUCACAAAUGGAACAUUAAGAGAACAAAUUAUCUUUCCACAUCAUAAACUUUCAUCAGGCACUGAAAACGAUGAGAUAAUUCACCACUUCACUAGCACUGUAGAUUUGCAAAAAAUACUCGAUAGAGCUGGAGGGUUGGAUGUAAAUAAUGAAUGGAAUUGGUAUGAUGUGCUGUCUCCUGGAGAAAUGCAGAGACUGUCUUUUGUCCGUCUGUUUUAUCACCAGCCACCUUUUGCAAUCUUGGACGAGGCCACAAGUCAGGUAAGCCAUGCUGCAGAGCUGCUUCUAUAUAAAAUGUGCAAAGAGUUGCACAUCACAGUGAUCAGCGUGGGCCACAGGGAUUCUCUCCGAGAGUUUCAUGAUAUAGAGCUCAGACUUGAUGGAAAAGGUGGAUGGAGUCUAGUUAACCUGAGGUAGCAAAGACAUAACAGUAGAGAUGAGACUAUACAUUUAUUACCUGGAAUACUGACCGUUUUGAUAUGACAGAAACUGAUUGACUUAUGGGUGUGAUAUUUGAUGGAAUAUUGAACCUGAUGGUAAAACAGUGGAUGAAUGAUGGUAAUAUAAGGUGGAUAAAAUGAUGGUGAUAUGGUGGAUAAAAUGCUAAAUGCCUAAUGCAUUAGUAAUGUGGUGCUUAACUAGUUAUUUCUGAAUGUUGCUUAUAAGUCUUCACAGAAGAUUUAGAUAAAUAUAUUCAUUCAAUGCUACAUUUUAAUAGCUGCCAAGCAGUGCCCUGAAGUCUAUGAUUGUUUUAUUUGUAAUUAUUUAUUCUAAUGUUAUAUCAAUCUUUGAAAGUUUUUAAGACAUUAAAAAUUCUUCAGCCAGAACGAAAAACAGUGCAUGCUGUAAGUAAAACAUUUUACUACUUGAAAAGCUGAAAGCCGUUCUGGACUGUUCCCAAGUUUUAUUUUAACAAUAGAUAUUUGAUUGGUUUUUCUAAGAGUAAUAAUACUACUGGACUCAAAACAUACUUGUUUAAAAAUAUUCAAUUUUUAGUUUUCAUUACAUGUAAAACUUUCUUUAUUUAACUUUUUAUUGUUGGAAGUAUUUUAUAUUUAUGAAUGUCAUUCCAGUAUUUAUAAUUAUCAAUUUGAAAAAGAAAUUUCCACUUUGUGUUAUUUGUAUCAGUUAAAGCACGUAAUCACAUUUUAUUCAUCUUUUGCAUUGAGCAAAAUUUGACUGCAAUAGCUUAUAAUGUUGUAAACUACUAAACAGCGCUGACAAUCAGCACAAUUUUGAUUUUUACAAAGUUCAUAAACAUUAUAUGUGUUAACUGAUGGCUGUGUCAGCCAUAUGGAUAUUGUAUUAAUGUUACAUUACUCAUUACCUGCUUCAAAGAAGAAUUUGAUUUGUUACAAUGUGCCAGUGUCACAGCAAACACUUACAUUUGCCAAUGUAGAGUGUUUUUGUUUAAACCAAAUGGUUCCUUUUAGAUUUAAUUCACAACUAAAAAAACUUAUUUAUUUUUAUUAUUUUGUCAAUAGGUUCCUUUAUAUAAGCAAAACAUAAAUUAAA